Ogataea philodendri is the source of this 858-nucleotide messenger RNA. RefSeq lists its product as uncharacterized. Lineage: Eukaryota; Fungi; Ascomycota; Pichiomycetes; Pichiales; Pichiaceae. The record is from RefSeq and is a predicted model, not a curated record. The transcript is spliced from 3 exons. Gene Ontology annotation, biological process: regulation of lipid metabolic process. The coding region runs from base 1 to 858 and encodes 285 amino acids. Gene Ontology annotation, cellular component: mitochondrion.
AUGAGUCCGACAAAGAGGAACAGCACAGAGACUCCCUUGAUGAGAUUCAGAAUGAAGGACCCGAUCUUGGACAGCCAGAUUUUGGACUCCCACGCGUCUUCUUCUGGGUUCCGUCAUGAGCAUGUUUGUGAUCAUGAACCAGGACCGUUCGUAGAUAUGUUCCAUCUCGAUGAUUCGCAGCUCGCCAAACAGAAGCACCUGAAGCAGUUUCCCCACGGUGAUUGCCAUGACAAGAAGCCAGUUGCCUAUGGCCAUCAAAUGAGGCCCGCGACACAUCUUCAUUCCGGCCGAGGCAAUAUGAGUUCGAUAGCAUUAAAGCUCACGACGCUGUUUGUUCGGCAGAUCGCGAAGCCGAUCGCCAACACCAUCAAGUCGGAGGCCAAGAACCACCAGGGGUUCAAGGUGACGUGUGUGCGGGUUGCGCAGUACUUCCAUUUUCUGGACGAACGGCUCAAGACAUCGUUGAUGGGCAGCAAGGCGCGGCAGAUCCGGCCGUUGAACGAGGCCAAGGCAAUCCAGAACGGCGCAGAGAUUCUGUCUGAGACGUUCAUCUUCAGCGUGGCCGCGGGGGCCCUUUUGUACGAGUCCAAUAGACAACGGGUCAAGGAGAAGAACCGCAAGGAGGGCAUGGAGAGCGACGUGCGCAGGAUGGAGGAGGAGAUCGCGGAGCUGCGCGAGGUGGUCAAGCUCAUUGGCGGCGACAAGCUGGUCAAGGCGGUGGAAACGAAAAAUGACAACCCGGAGCUGGUGAUGCCCGUUUCCAAGGGCCAACCUCCAAACCUGGUGGGGGAAAUCAAGCGGGAAAAACAGGUUUUACGAGAACAGGAGCUUAAAGACUCCGAUAGCGCGGAUAAAUAG